This is a messenger RNA of Sphaeramia orbicularis (orbiculate cardinalfish), 4755 nucleotides long. RefSeq names its product ATP citrate lyase b (gene aclyb). Lineage: Eukaryota; Metazoa; Chordata; Actinopteri; Kurtiformes; Apogonidae. The coding region runs from base 177 to 3488 and encodes 1103 amino acids. The record is from RefSeq and is a predicted model, not a curated record. Gene Ontology annotation, biological process: citrate metabolic process; acetyl-CoA biosynthetic process; fatty acid biosynthetic process. Gene Ontology annotation, molecular function: ATP citrate synthase activity. The transcript has 29 exons. Gene Ontology annotation, cellular component: cytosol.
GUGCAAUUGGUCGCCAGAUUAUGGUGCGACAGGAGGAGAGUGAGGUGGCAACUGGCAGGAGCAGACACUGGUUCAAGAAGUGACUGUCUAGCUGUGACAUAUCACCAGAACGUGACUUCUGUACUUCGUGAAGGUGCUACUUUCAUUGACAAGGUCCUGUGCUAUCCAGCGCUGCCAUGUCGGCGAAAGCCAUCUCGGAGCAGACAGGGAAGGAGUUCCUGUACAAGUACAUCUGCACCACUGCAGCUGUGCAGAACCGCUUUCGCUAUGCAACAGUCACAGCUGAGACGGACUGGGACCACAUCACACAGGAGCAUCCGUGGCUGCUGACUGAGCGGCUGGUGGUGAAGCCAGAUCAGCUGAUCAAGCGGCGUGGGAAGCUUGGGCUUGUGGGCAUCAACCUUGACCUGCAGGGAGUCCAGGAGUGGCUCAAAUCCAGGCUCAUGAGAGAGACCACUGUGGGGAAGGCAAAGGGAGUGCUGAAAAACUUCCUCAUUGAGCCAUUUGUUCCACACACACAGGAGGAGGAGUUCUAUGUGUGCAUCUAUGCCACUCGUGAGGGUGACCAUGUGCUGUUCCACCACGAGGGAGGAGUGGAGGUCGGUGACGUCGAUGCCAAGGCCCAGAGGCUGAUGGUUGCAGUGGAUGAGAAGCUGAGUGAGGACCAAGUCACAGAGCAGCUCCUCACACACGUGCCUGAUGAUAAGAAAGAGGUCCUGGCCAGUUUCAUUGUGGGUCUUUUCAACUUAUAUGAAGACCUGUACUUCACUUACCUGGAAAUCAACCCCCUAGUCAUUACCCAAGAUGGGGUUUACGUCCUUGACAUGGCAGCCAAGAUUGAUGCAACAGCUGAUUACAUCUGCAAGGCUAAAUGGGGAGAUGUGGACUUCCCUCCCCCCUUUGGCAGAGAAGCGUAUCCAGAGGAGGCUUACAUAGCAGAUCUGGAUGCAAAGAGUGGUGCCAGUCUGAAGUUGACCCUGCUGAAUCCUCAUGGCAGGAUCUGGACCAUGGUGGCUGGAGGAGGGGCUUCAGUCGUCUAUAGUGACACCAUCUGUGACUUGGGCGGGGUAGAUGAGCUGGCUAAUUAUGGAGAAUACUCUGGUGCACCCAGUGAACAACAAACCUAUGACUACGCAAAGACCAUCCUUUCGCUCAUGACCCGGGAAAAACAUCCUCAAGGGAAAGUGCUGAUAAUUGGAGGAAGUAUUGCAAACUUCACCAAUGUAGCAGCCACAUUUAAGGGCAUUGUCAGGGCCAUCAAAGACUACCAAGGUCCGCUGAAGGAGCAUGAAGUCACCAUCUUUGUUAGACGUGGUGGGCCGAACUACCAGGAAGGACUGAGGGUGAUGGGGGAAGUAGGCAAGACUACAGGUAUUCCUAUUCAUGUGUUUGGUACUGAGACACACAUGACAGCCAUUGUUGGAAUGGCUCUGGGCCACCGGCCAAUCCCCAACCAACCUCCCAUGGACGCACAUACAGCCAACUUCCUCCUCAAUGCCAGCAACAACAGUGCAAAGACUCCAGCUGCCACGAGGACAGCCUCAUUCUCUGAACCCAGGACAUCCAACGAUGCCACUCCAGCCAAAAAGUGUAAAGCAGGUCUUCCAGCAGAAGCGCAGGCCUCUUCAGGCUGCAGUGGAGCAAAAGCCACUACACUUUUCAGCAAACAUACCAAGACCAUUGUCUGGGGCAUGCAGACACGUGCUGUGCAAGGCAUGCUGGACUUUGACUAUGUGUGCUCUAGGGAUGAGCCUUCUGUGGGAGCCAUGGUCUACCCUUUCACUGGGGAUCAUAAACAGAAGUUCUACUGGGGACACAAGGAGAUCCUGAUCCCAGUCUACAAGAACAUGGCCGAUGCUAUGAAGAAGCACCCUGAGGUAGACGUGUUGAUCAGCUUCGCCUCCCUGCGCUCAGCGUUUGACAGCACAGUGGAAGCAAUGCAGUACCCGCAGAUUCACACUAUUGCCAUCAUAGCUGAAGGUAUUCCUGAAGCCCAGACAAGAAAGAUGAUCAAGAUGGCUGAUGAGAAAGGUGUCACCAUCAUCGGCCCUGCCACGGUCGGAGGCAUCAAGCCAGGCUGUUUCAAGAUCGGUAACACAGGUGGCAUGCUGGACAACAUCCUGGCUUCCAAACUGUAUCGGCCUGGUAGUGUGGCAUAUGUGUCCCGCUCUGGGGGCAUGUCCAAUGAGCUGAACAACAUCAUAUCCCGCACCACUGAUGGUGUCUUUGAAGGCGUGGCCAUCGGUGGAGACAGAUACCCAGGCUCCACCUUCAUGGACCAUGUCCUUCGUUACCAGGACACGCCAGGUGUUAAGAUGAUAGUGGUGCUGGGAGAGAUUGGUGGCACAGAAGAAUACAAGAUCUGCCAAGGCAUCAGGGAGGGCAGGAUAACCAAACCUGUGGUGUGCUGGUGCAUUGGAACCUGUGCCACCAUGUUUGCUUCAGAGGUUCAGUUUGGCCAUGCAGGCGCCUGUGCCAACCAGGAUUCGGAAACGGCAGUGGCCAAGAACCAGGCUUUGAGGGAUGCCGGAGCAUACGUACCAAAGAGCUUCGAUGAACUGGGCGACGUCAUCAAGACUGUGUACGAUGAACUGGUGGCCAACGGUACCAUUGUUCCCGCCCAGGAAGUGCCUCCCCCAACAGUACCUAUGGAUUACUCCUGGGCCAGGGAGUUGGGUCUGAUCCGUAAGCCAGCUUCAUUCAUGACCAGUAUCUGUGAUGAGCGAGGCCAGGAGCUCAUCUACGCUGGGAUGCCCAUCACAGAGGUGUUUAAAGAAGAGAUGGGAUUAGGAGGAGUCCUGGGUCUGCUCUGGUUUCAGCGCAGGUUGCCGCGCUACGCCUGCCAGUUCAUUGAGAUGUGCCUGAUGGUGACCGCUGACCACGGGCCAGCUGUGUCCGGUGCACACAACACCAUCGUCUGUGCUCGUGCUGGAAAGGACCUGAUCUCGAGUCUGACGUCUGGCCUGCUCACCAUCGGGGAUCGUUUUGGAGGUGCUCUGGAUGCAGCGGCAAAGCAGUUCAGCAAAGCGUUUGACAGCGGGAUGCUGCCCAUGGAGUUCGUCAAUAAGAUGAAGAAGGAUGGGAAGCUGAUCAUGGGCAUCGGACACAGAGUAAAAUCUAUCAACAACCCAGACAUGCGAGUCCAGAUCCUGAAGGACUUUGUUAAACAGCAUUUCCCUUCCACUCAACUACUUGACUAUGCCCUAGAUGUAGAGAAGAUCACCACAUCUAAGAAACCAAAUCUGAUCCUGAAUGUUGACGGUUUUAUUGGAGUUGCUUUUGUGGAUCUGCUCAGGACGUGUGGUGGCUUCACACGGGAUGAGGCAGACGAGUUUGUGGAGAUCGGUGCACUAAAUGGGAUCUUUGUCCUAGGCCGAAGCAUGGGUUUCAUCGGCCAUUAUCUGGACCAGAAGAGGCUGAAACAGGGUCUGUAUCGUCAUCCGUGGGACGACAUCUCCUACGUGCUUCCUGAACAUAUGUCCAUGUAAACCCUUUAUCACAAGAAGGGACGCACAUCUGAUGUGACUGCCCACAACGGUUAAGCAGCAUUCACAUCACACUUACGUAUAGGUACACUCUGAUUUUGACAACCGCUGCCUCUGGGAAAUGGGGCAGGAGGAUUCUGGAAGGAGUAAAUAACUGUCUGAGUGAGGGAUCUGGGCAGAUGAUUUCCAUCAUGUUUUUAUGGAGAAAAAGGGGACAUAUAUUUUUAGAAUUAGUUUUGAGAAAUUAUUUAAAAGGUCUAUGAAGUAACUUGUUUAGUUUUGAACAACAAAAGCCAAAACAAUGCAAAUUACAGCAGUUGCAGGAGCACAAAAUUAGUCGGUACUUAUAAAAAUAGCGAUCUGUUUUGCGUAGUCGGUCAAAGGGCAGGCUUCCGUCACGGUUCCAGGUUUAAAGAGCUGAUCAGUUCAUCUGCAGUUACAGCUGCUGAUGUAGAACUAACUCAAGCUCGGCAAUAGUUACUGAUGUUUUUUAUGUUAUUUAAAAUACUAACUGGUUUCUUUUAAUCAGCAGUUGCCUGUUUAGUUCACGAGAAAGUGUGCUUUCUAAAUAUUGCACCUUAGUGUAAACACUAGGAAAUCUAGAUCUAAUAAUAUUAAUCCCUCCUCCAAGUUUUCACUCCCACUGAAAAGCAGAAACCAAAGUUGUUUUUAGGAGUUUGUCUUUGUUAUGCCAAGUAAAAGAACAGGUUCAAGUGAGUUUAUUUAUGCUAUGUUUUCAAAUGAGGCAUCUUACUGAUAGAAGGGAAUUUAACAAGCAUGACAUGAAGCAAAAUGAUGAUUUCUGUGUCACUUUGCCUUCCGUAGUAAAACCAUGGUCCCGAUGAUUGGUUGGAAUUGAUCCGUUAUUGUGAAUCCAGUGCAGUCUAGCAGAAUUCAAGUCUUUUACAUUAAGUCUUGAACAAGUUUAAUGCUGUUCUGAAUUGAAAAGGCUUUGUGAAUAUGCCCUGUGAGUGUUGAAAGCAUCGUUGAGGAGGGACCAUGAAAGCAGGGAGCUUUGUUUUGGAAAAUUCUCAGUCUAUGGAUGCCAAAACUGUUAAAAAAAAAAAAAAAAAGUAAUAUUAUUUCAACUCCAAAUAAGUCUGCACUCCAACUGAAAAUGCUUUGUAACUGCCCUCUUUAUGGCCUGCUGUGUUUGAUCUUUGUUUUGCUGUUUUUAUUUAACUGUGAAAAUGCUUUGGUUUUUUUUUUUGUUUUUGUUUUUUGUAAUAUGCUGUCAUAUAAUAGAAUAAUAAAGAACUUAUUGUCUUAA